AUGAAUAUGGGCGUGUUGCCCACAAUCAAAUGCUCCAAUUGCGGAUGCAAUGUUGAGAUCAUGUCUAUGGGAGAUCACACUUGCAUUCAAAAUGAUUCUGCUGUCGUCUCUGUCCCAUCACCGCCAUCGCCGCCUCCUUCGGCGGGGUUAGAAUCCCCAGACCGACUCACAACCGCGAUGGCUUCCAAGAUUCCCCGUGGAGGACCUCCCCCCCGGAUUGACCCAUAUGCUGCAAAUCGCGCAUACCUACAACCUAAUAUGCCGACACCAGCUAGUAGUGUCGCUCCAUCACCCUCCAUCAAUUCAGCUCCUCGAUCUCCGCUGUAUCCACCACAUGAUGCGGCCGAUAACGAAUCCACAAUCGACUUGGACAAUGUCUUCUCAUUCCCAAUGCCUGGAAACAGAUCACCGACACAAGUGAGAACACCAAGUCCAAUGACAAUGCCACAGGGAACGGGCAGAUCAUUACCACCAGCCCUGUCACCUGGGCUGGGAUUGGGACUCAGGCCGGAAAAUAUCCAGCUUCCACCCAGCCCAAUGCCACCUUCUAUGUCCCCAGAACCAAACCACUACAGAGGGGACUCGACAGUGAGCCACAGCAGCUAUCGCACAUCUUUUGCCAGCAGUCGCUAUGGGGAAUCAACGGCGAGGUCGUCGACCAACAGCUUUUCUCGCGGGCAACGAUCUUUCAUGGAGGAACCGCUACCAGUACCCCUGGCACCGCUCCGCACACCUAACAAAACAUCCUUCCCUCGUGAUUCGAACCUCUCCGUGGUUUCAUCCCAGAUCAGCGAGGAAGAAGCCAGUGGAUUUGAUUUUGGUCUCCCUACAGGAUCAAACCCGGUUACUGGAUUGCAAGACCUUCCUGAAGAAUCGCCCUCGGUCGAAUACGAAAAUAACGAUGAAUAUCCCGCAUUCCAGCCUACACAGACUGACCUCCGCCCAGCAACAGCAGCGACAGAACCAAGCAGUGUGGCACAAAGGAAGAAUUCUGACGCCAGUACAACCAGUCUACUGUCUGUUACCAGCUUUGCCCGUGCUCUUGGUCUUGAAGAACAGAUGAAUAACCCUGAAAGCUCCGUCUCAUCGGAGUCCUCGCCUUCAGAUGCCCGAAGUGGUAGCUCCAUGUCAAGUAUUCCCUCCGAUGUCAGCCUGACCAGACUUAAACCCUCCGAUCCCCUCACCUUAGCCCCUAUGGUUGAGGAACUGCCCCCUCGCACCCGACAGACGGUUCUGGAAAUACCCGGCCGCAUACGAAGCACUAUGGAAGAUCUGAACUCCGUGGAAAACGUCCCUCCCAUCCCAGCUGCGUUCUUCAGCCCGGAUUCACCAACAGACCCUUCAAUCAAUAAAGGUGGCUUGUCUUUGAUCGCAGAUAGACAAGAAGCAAUUCCGAUUCCGAGCCCGACUCCAUCGCACCCAAAACAAUCUACCUCUCCUCAACCGCCUCAACAAUAUCGUGCCCCUCAGCGUUCUUUCACAGCACCAAUCCCACAAACGACCCACACACCUCAAGUGCCAACUCGAUCUGGGACACGCUCCAAGGGAACAUGUAGGGGUUGCAACGAGACCAUCACAGGGAAAUCGAUCUCAUCCUCAGACGGCCGUCUGACAGGCCGAUACCACCGUGGCUGUUUCGUCUGCUUUGAGUGCCACUCGCCCUUCCAAACAGUCGACUUCUACGUCCUAAACAACCGCCCCUUCUGCGCGCAACAUUAUCACGAGCGCAACGGCUCCCUCUGCACAGUCUGUAACACCGGUAUCGAGGGCCACUAUCUUGAAACCGUGGAGCGGAACCCGGGUCGCUCAGAUCGCCGCCGUUUUCACACGGAGUGUUUACAAUGUCGUACCUGUCAUGUCCUUCUCAAGGGCGACUACUUUGAGUGGAAUGGCGAGGUGUUCUGUGAGCGUGACGCUCGUCGCGCUGCGGCGGCUUCUUACCACCCUCCCCCUCCUGGUCGUCGUCGGCCAACGCUUGGCUCCUCGCCGCUAGCUCAGUCUGGCCAAUUCCCGCCGGUCCCGUACCCCCGUUCGGCUGGCCCUGGCCCCGGCCCCGGUCAUGGCCCCGGAGGACUUCGCUCGGGUCCGAGAUACCCCCCUGGUGGUGGUGGAGGAGGAGGAGGAGGGAGGUUCCCCGAACGUCGAACUACCAAGCUUAUGAUGAUUUGA
Molecule: messenger RNA, 2169 nt
Organism: Penicillium soppii
Lineage: Eukaryota; Fungi; Ascomycota; Eurotiomycetes; Eurotiales; Aspergillaceae
Product: LIM domain-containing protein
Exons: 3
Coding region: 1-2169 (722 amino acids)
Source: RefSeq, a predicted model, not a curated record